Uloborus diversus is the source of this 4083-nucleotide messenger RNA. RefSeq names its product myocyte-specific enhancer factor 2-like. The transcript is spliced from 10 exons. The coding region runs from base 203 to 1438 and encodes 411 amino acids. The record is from RefSeq and is a predicted model, not a curated record. Gene Ontology annotation, molecular function: protein dimerization activity; DNA-binding transcription factor activity, RNA polymerase II-specific; RNA polymerase II cis-regulatory region sequence-specific DNA binding. Gene Ontology annotation, biological process: positive regulation of transcription by RNA polymerase II. Lineage: Eukaryota; Metazoa; Arthropoda; Arachnida; Araneae; Uloboridae.
CACAGAUUGGCAGGACUCUAGUUCCUACUGGAGGUUGUGUAGAGUUGUUUUGGAUGAAAAAUUUGUUAAAGGAUACUCUUCGCAGAGGAAUUCGCCACAUUGAGUCUAUCAAUCAAUGAUUGAUUGAUGUGGCUUUGAAGGAGGACUAAGCGAGAGAUACGACUGCGACAGAUAUCAUCGGUUGUUGAUCCCAUCCACAAUCAUGGGCAGGAAAAAGAUUCAGAUUUCCCGCAUCACGGACGAGAGAAACAGACAGGUAACAUUCACCAAGAGGAAGUUUGGCCUGAUGAAGAAAGCUUACGAACUGAGUGUUCUGUGCGACUGUGAAAUCGCCCUCAUCAUUUUCAACAGUACCAACAAACUGUUUCAGUAUGCCUCUACAGACAUGGAUAAAGUACUGCUAAAGUACACCGAGUAUAAUGAGCCUCACGAAAGCAGGACUAAUAGUGACAUUGUCGAGGCUUUAAGUAAAAAAGAACAUAAAAGUUCUUCGAAUGGUUGUGAUAGUCCCGAACCUGACCAAGAGUAUGCUCUUACGCCUAGGACUGAGUCCAAGUAUAAUAAGAUUAAUGAAGAAUUUGAAAUGAUGAUGCAAAGAAAUGUGCAGCUCAAUGGAAAUAGAGGACAGUCAUCCCUAAGUCAAGCUUUAGGACCGAUGUCUAUUUCUUUAAACAGUAGCUAUCCAAGUGCAGAAAGUCUCAUGGGGUCAUCCCAAAUUCCUACACAUACAAAUAUUAGUCCAAGACCGGGAUCUUCAGGACUACUCGACAUCAACGGUGUGACAGUCAACGGUUACCACCGUGCCAUCUCUCCAUCUAUUCCUGGAAGCAGUUCUCCAAUAAUGAUGAAUAAACAAGUAAAUAAGCUACAUUCACCUCCGGGGAAUCGAUCCAAUUUACGUGUUGUCAUACCCAGCUCUCACGCCAACUCUUCAAUGCAAAAUACAAGACCAUCUAAUAGUUCUAUGGGAAAUCAAGUCGGAAAUGUUAAUGCAUCAUCUAUAUCUGGUAUAGCAUAUCCGUCCAGUCUUUCAUCGUCUUUCCCUCCAAAUGACUUUCAACUUGGCUCUGACUUAGGAUUGUCAGGUUUUAACUCUCCUAGUAUAUUGCAAGGUUGGUCUCAAGGUCCUUUAUCAGGAGUUCAAGGACACUCUCAUUCAAGUCCCAGUUCAACUAUCAGCAGUUUACCUCACUUAUCAGUUAGCAGUGCCACUCCACCCCCAUCAUCAUCUCCUCUUCCAAUCAAAAUCAAAAGUGAACCCAUCUCUCCUCCUCGGGAUAACUCUCUGAGUUUGCAUCGGCCGCCAUCAGUCCAAGGUCAUUUGUCUCCUGGCCAGUCGCUGGCUCCAUCGACAUCAUCCUCACCAGACCCAAACAUGGACUACGACCCCCACAUCAGCAAGAGGCCAAGGCUCACUGCAGAUGGCUGGGCUACGUAAUCCAAGAACUCAAAGAAUGGACCAUUCAGUGUAUUUUGAUGAUUAUUUACUGUAAAGGCAUUUGACCCGCAUCAUUUUCAUAGACUUUUAUACUCGAACUAUUUUCAUAGUCAAACACUGGUGCAAAUUUAGCUUUCGGAAAAGCCGAAAAUACGUACAUUAGGAGCAGUUUUUCUGUGAGAACUGAUAUCUUGGCUAGUGUCUUCAGCAUUUUAGACUGAACAUUUCAUUCACGAGAAAGAUCUGAUAAUUUUUAUGAUAGAAAAAUCAUAUUUUUUGUUGGACGAACUAUUCUUUUCUUCAAAAUAUUCAAUGAACUGCAUUGAAGAAGAGUAUAAAUAUCUGUCUUGAUAACUUUGUAAUUACGAAAAUGUUUAUGUAAGAAUUAUUGUUAACUGUUUCUUAGUGAUAUUGCCAUCAGCGUUAUGUAGAAGAACUUUUGUAUUAUGAAAUCUAUGAUUGUGUGAAAUGAUCUCGUGGUCAUUUUGGCAACCAAAAUUUUUCCAUGUCAUUAGUUGUAUGAACGCCAGUGAUGGGAAAAGGGAACAUUCUGUACAGUUUUGUUCUGGAAAUUUAAAGAGGAGUAUUUAUUUGAGUUUUAACUAUUUCUAUCAAAAGGAUAUAUGUGUCUGCAUAUCACUUCCUGAAGAAUUUCCAAUGAUGCAACUGCCUUCAAAAGCUCUAAUAACUUCUGAUUUUGUAAUUAAUGGUUUUACCGAAGCUGAAAGUUAGAUUUCUUGUGCCCUGGUGAAAAUAGCUUAUGUGUUUUUUUUUUUUUGACUGGUUGAAUUGUAUUUUGCUGCUGGAUCAGGCUAACUCAUACACGAAAAAUCAAUACGCUAAAUCUGAAGUAUUUUAAGAAAUAUUAUACUGAAAAUUUAAAUCGUCGUCAUUAAAUGAUACUCUUUCAAAUUUAUAAACAUGUGUGAAAAUUGUAAAAGUUAAAAGUGAGGAAAUUAGAAUAUUAUGCUACUAUAAUUGAAAAUAAUAUUACUUCUCAAAUGAAUUGCUCAAUGAUGCAAUAGUUAAAAUUUUUGUAUCCAUCCACUGAAGCCUAAUUAAUGUAUCAAACAAAAUUUUAAAGCAUUUUUGUUCAAAAUAUACAGCACGAUAAACUUAAUCUUGAUUAUUUUGAUUAUGUGCGCUUUACACUAAAACAUUAGGCAAAAGUACUUAGCAUUUCCUCUUGAAUGAUAAUUUGCUGAUUUCGUUUCAUCAGAUUUAAAUGUGAGGUUUACAAGCUUGGGCCAAAAAUAAAUUGUUGUAUCUAAAAUAUCCGUAAAGUAGUUAGAACAACAAUGUAUACUUUGUUUUAGAAACAUUUGGAACAAGAUCUCAUACACUUGUAAAUGUUAUAAGAUAUAUGAUAUGAUAAGAGCUUACUUUUCAUAUACUCCUUUUUCAAGAUGCGUAUCUUUGUAAACUUAAUGUUUUCUGUUUAUUUUGUUCUUAAAACACAAUUUCCCUAAAUAUGUUUCCACCACUGAUCCUUAUCAAUGUUUCGUUUCAAGUAAAUAGAGAGAUCACACUAGAAAUACAUUCCCAUACCAACUGCUUCUUUGAAGAAUCGACUCAGCUUAUGUAUUAAGCCCAUUUUGACCAUCAUUAAAUUUCACCAAUAUGUUUUACCUGGAAUGACCAUAGACAUUUCUACCAUCAGGUAAUAGAACCAGCUGGAUCUGUAAUAUUCAAACACACCUAUAUUCAUUUGAAGAAUAAUCUUUGUUUUUAGUUGAGAAAUCUCCACGUUGUGAUGUCGGUUAGUAAUUCAAUAUGAUUGCGGAUUGCUUCAGGUGAAAACCAAUAUCAUUUAUUGCUGAAAACGUUCGCAUUUGUGUCUGUUUUUAAAGCAAAUUCGCUUUAAAUGUGUGUUAUUUAAAUAUAAGUAUCCUGUCCUUUUAUAGUAUAUAAUCAUGCUCCCAUAGUGUGCUUCCCUAUGAAAUGAUGUAAAAAAAGCCUGUGUAUUCCUCUCUGUGGAAUGUUGCUUGUUUUGUGGCCAGUAGAAUUAAUAUGUGUCUAGUUUCCAUAAACAAAAAGCAACUGUUAUCCGUUUUCCAUAUACAAUACGUUAUUGACGAAUAAUUAGAUUGUGUACAAGAAUCUGAUUAGUCUGUAAAGAUUUCAAAACCUGCUGGUUAGAAAUACAUGUCCAGAAACCAUUAAAAAAUAGUUUUUAGCCAUAGAAACAUUAGAUUUUCUAAAGAAUAGCACGUGUACAAAAAAAGUUUUAAAAGUCAGAAAAUUAGAUGGAGGUAAGUAUAGUUUUACUAUGCCUAGAAGGCAAAAUCCAGAUCUGAUGGCUGUCCAAGAUCUCUUGCUAUAGAUGUGACAAUCAUGGUCGUUGAAUGCUACUUUUUGAAAUACAUUCUGCCUUUCUGGUAUUCACUGAUCCUGCAGUGUUAGAUGUCAUGCACUAUGUCUUGAUACAAGAAAAAUUUUGAGAAAUCAGUGCCUACAACUUUUGCACAAGUAGUUAGCACAUAGACUUUAUAAAAAGUUUGGAAUACUAAAUUCGAUAUGAAACAGCCAAAAGAUUUAUUUUAAAUUGUUUUUGCCCUUUAAAAAUAUGUUUGUUUUAUGAAAAUUAGAAAAUAUUGUAUUUAAAUUGAAGAAAACUGAAGAAAAUAUUAAAGUGUAUAUUUAAU